Messenger RNA from Corylus avellana, 2284 nucleotides. Its product is annotated as cytochrome P450 98A2. NCBI's taxonomy places the organism in Eukaryota, Viridiplantae, Streptophyta, Magnoliopsida, Fagales, Betulaceae. Gene Ontology annotation, molecular function: monooxygenase activity; heme binding; oxidoreductase activity, acting on paired donors, with incorporation or reduction of molecular oxygen. The record is from RefSeq and is a predicted model, not a curated record.
GAAAUGGGUCUCCCUCUACUACCCGUCGCACUCAUCCUCCUCCUCCUCGCAUACAAGCUCUACCAAAGGCUAAGAUUCAAGCUCCCACCGGGGCCUCGCCCGUGGCCGAUAGUCGGCAACCUGUACGACGUAAAGCCGGUGAGGUUCCGGUGCUUUGCCGAGUGGGCGCAGGCGUACGGCCCCAUCAUAUCGGUGUGGUUCGGGUCCACGUUAAACGUGGUCGUGUCGAGCUCGGAGCUGGCUAAGGAAGUGCUCAAGGAGAAUGACCAGCAACUUGCUGACAGGUUUAGAAAUAGGUCGGCUGCAAGGUUUAGCAGGGAUGGGAAGGAUCUUAUAUGGGCGGAUUAUGGACCCCACUAUGUGAAGGUCAGAAAAGUUUGCACUCUUGAGCUUUUCACCCCAAAAAGGCUCGAAGCUCUGAGACCCAUUAGGGAAGAUGAGGUUACAGCCAUGGUUGAAUCCAUUUUCAACCACUGCACUCAUCCCGAUAAUAGCGGUAAAAGCUUGUUGGUGAAGGAAUACUUGGGAGCAGUGGCAUUCAACAACAUUACACGACUGACAUUUGGAAAGAGGUUUGUGAACUCAGAGGGUUUAACGGACGAGCAGGGGUUGGAAUUCAAGGCAAUCAUGGCCAAUGGAGUGAAGAUUGGUGGAUCACUUCCCAUUACAGACCACAUCCCAUGGCUUCGUUGGAUGUUUCCAUUGGAGGAAGAGGCAUUCCACAAGCAUGGGGAAAGGAGGGACAGACUCACUAAUAUUAUCAUGGAAGAGCACACACAGGCACGAAAAAAGAGUGGUGGAGCCAAGCAGCAUUUUGUUGAUGCCUUGCUUACCUUGCAGGACAAGUACGACCUUUGCGACGACACCGUCAUUGGACUCCUUUGGGACAUGAUCACUGCAGGCAUGGACACCACCGCAAUCUCUGUAGAAUGGGCUAUGGCUGAGCUAAUUAAGAACCCGAGAGUGCAACACAAGGCUCAAGAGGAGCUAGACCGUGUUAUCGGAACCGAACGCGUCAUGACAGAAGCCGAUUUUACUUCCCUGCCCUACCUACAAUGUGUAGUCAAAGAGGCCCUAAGGUUGCACCCUCCAACCCCACUGAUGCUCCCCCACCGAGCCAACACCCAUGUCAAAAUUGGUGGCUAUGACAUCCCUAAGGGAUCAAGUGUUCACGUUAAUGUAUGGGCCAUAGCACGCGAUCCGGCGGUGUGGAAGAACCCGCUCGAGUUUCGUCCUGAGCGAUUCCUUGAGGAGGACGUUGACAUGAAGGGCCAUGAUUUUCGACUGCUUCCAUUUGGUGCAGGGCGGCGGGUGUGCCCGGGUGCACAACUUGCUAUUAAUUUGGUCACAUCCAUGCUUGGUCACUUAUUGCACCAUUUUGUUUGGGCACCACCUGAAGGGGUCAAGCCCGAACAUUUUGACUUGUCAGAAAACCCUGGAUUGGUCACUUACAUGCGGACCCCAUUACAAGCCGUGGCCAAUCCGAGGUUGCCAUCGCACUUGUACAAACGUGUGGCAGCGGACAUGUAAUUUUUAUUUUGUUUUCUUUAUCCUCCUUGUUUUUUUUUUUUUUUUUUAAUUAUUAUUGCUAUGAGCUUGUAAUAAGGUUGUAGUCAAGUGGCCAUGCUUGCAAAACCGCCUUCUCUCUAAAAUUCCUCUCUUUUCAUCUAAACAACACUAAAAAGAACUUCAAGAGGAGGGAAGAUCUAGCUCUCGAUCUUCCCUCCUCUCCUUUCAUGGUAGUAGGACUCGGGGUCUUCUCUGUAGGCUCCACCGGUCUCCGUUUCUGGCGGGUUGUUUUAGAUCUAAUUUGUAGAUUUAGAUCUAGAUCCAAAUUUAGUUUCUUCAACCUUAGAUCUGAUUGUUUUCUUCAGCAAAGGCGUGUCUUCCGAAGGGAUGUCUACGAUGCCGUGCUUCCCCACUGCUGCUUGUCGGAGUUUUUGUUUUUGUUUUUUGUUGUUGUUGUUUUUUUUUUUUUUUUAUGGUCCUAGCUAUUGGGCUGAGGACAUGAAUAAUGCUUCUCGCUUUCGGGUCGAAAGGGGAAUGGUUUGAGUGUGAGUAUUUUGCUCAUACCUGAGAAAUGGCUUCCUGUGCUCCCGGAAAGAGUCUGGGUUAGCAGAUCUGUUCUAUAAUCUGAAGAUCGGGCUGGGAUAGCGGAUGUUUGACGUCAUAGAUUGGUUUUUCAUUGUAAGAUCGAUCUGUUAUGUUUUCGAUUUUUUGACGUGUAAUCUUUUAACUUCGGCUAUGAUUUUCCAGAACUUUAUGUUCUGUGAUUAUAAAAACU